Chara braunii is the source of this 1269-nucleotide messenger RNA. The record is from the annotation of a GenBank genome assembly. NCBI's taxonomy places the organism in Eukaryota, Viridiplantae, Streptophyta, Charophyceae, Charales, Characeae.
GGGAUUGGACAGACUUUUUUCGAAUUUUAAAGUUUUGUUUUUCUUAUUUUUAAUUAGGAAACUGUUCAAAUUGGGAUCUGUCCGAUCCUUCCCACUUGUCUGCUUCCUACCUAUACCUCCCCCUCCAGUCCGGGUACUGGGCCAGUCCAUCAGAUUGGCCCUCGAGUGACUCUUCAGACUUCGGGCACAGCAGUGCAUGACACUGCUCACUCGAUCAAACACCAAGUCCAUGGACCGGAAGGCGAGAGAAUCCCUCCUGGCCCAUGAGGAACGCCUGGCGGCAUUCAUUCAGGAGGCCAACGAUAGGGCCGCCGCCGCGGCCAAGGAACGUAAUCGGCUCGAACAAGAGGAGGCGGUCAAGCGACAGAAGGAGGAACAGGACCGACUUCGUCAAGAAGAGGGAGACCUGCAGGCGGCAGCCGAACACCGGUCACGCCAGCGGGAACGACUGUUCACGCGGGAGACCAUGAUCGGCGAUGAGGCCGCACAUUGGGUGGAAGUGACAUCUGCAGACGGGGCCCCGGAGACUGAGAAAGGGCUGUCAGCCCUUGCGCAGGUCUUCCACGACCUCGUGGCCACCUGCGCUCUACAGCAGGAGGAAGUCCUUCACCUCCAGCAGACAGUGGACCAGAUGCUCGUACGGCUGCAGGCGUUGGAGAAACAGCCAGCUGCUGUAGCAGCCGCAGGGCCUUCCACCCUUACCACCCGUGUGCAAGUUUUGGAGGAUGACGUCAGCAACAUCAAGCGUGUGCAUCAGGACUUCCGGACGUCGCAGCAAGCAACGAACUUGCAGUUGGAGACGCAGGCCCAGGCUGCUGCCACCAUGACGCCCGCCGCCGCAUCCUCCCGGCGCCCACCCAAGCUGGAUGACAUUCCCGUCUUCUACGAUCAGUCCAAGACGAAACCGAUCCCGUGGUGGCUCCAGUUUACUCUCAGGCUCGACAUGCACCAUGUCCCGAACAACGAUCGACAUCCGUGCUUGUACCACCGAUCUGGUGGUGCAUGUCAAGCAUGGCUGGACAACAUCUUGACCAGCCACGGCGUAGCAGAGUCGGAACUGCACACCAAGCUCACUUGGCAGGAGUUGACCGACGCCUGGCACAAGCGAUUCCAAGUGGAGCCGCCCGACCUGCAAGCGAUGGACAAGCUCAACAAGCUCCAUCAGAACACGCUGCUCAGUUAGGACUGGAUUACCGAGUUCCAAAGACUCGCCUCCACACCUGACCUGCCGCUUGCUUUCAGCGCCAUUAAGCACUUGUUUAUCAUGCG